Messenger RNA from Microplitis demolitor, 2109 nucleotides. RefSeq lists its product as uncharacterized. The coding region runs from base 1 to 2109 and encodes 702 amino acids. The transcript has a single exon. Gene Ontology annotation, molecular function: zinc ion binding. The record is from RefSeq and is a predicted model, not a curated record. Lineage: Eukaryota; Metazoa; Arthropoda; Insecta; Hymenoptera; Braconidae.
AUGUCGAAAAAGUGUAAAAAUUGUAACAAGUACCUGAGUAGGAUUCCUGGUUAUAAAAAAAUUAUAAAGAAUGAAGAAGAAGCUAAAGUGUUCAGUGACUGUUUGAAUAAAACCGUAAUAGUUAAUGAUAUUUUUUGUAAGAAGUGUCGACUUAUCCCAUAUGUUAACAAAAAAGCUUCUACUUCUAAAUGUGCAGCAUUUAACGAGGUAUCUUUAAGCAUAAAAGAAUCUGUUGAAGAAUUAGCGACUAGAGAAGUGCCGGAAGAAACUUACGUUUACUCUGAAGAUUCUGAUAACAGUAGUGACAGUGAUUUUACAUAUAAAUACCAUCUGAGUGAUGAUUUUAUUGAAGUUCCACUUCAACGUGUUGCAUCUACUCACAAGUAUUGCAUUAUAUGUCAAAAAACAACUGAUCUUAUGACAAUAUGUUUGGAGACACGAAUACAAUUGUUUAUUAAAAAACUGAUUUCUAUACCAACAGGUAAUCGUUGCUGUUCGAUGCACUUAAUUGGAAAUUAUUUUUAUAAAGAUGAUUUAUUACGUCUCCGCAUAGUCUCUAAUACUAGUAACGUAGAAAAAACUGAAUUGACACUAUUUUUCAAUACGCUGUCAAAUAAAUCACAGUCAUCAAUAUUCGAUAGAAUGAACGAAUUAGAUAUGUCUGAAGAUCAAGUAAAGACUUUAACCGGAAUAUCUUGGGAAAAUAUAUUAAAUCUUAGAUCAUUACUUACAUCUAUGCGAGAUACAAGGACACGGUCUGUUACUCAAGCUUUAAUUAUAUUUCUGUUUAAACUAAAGACUGGCAAUUCAAAUGAAACAAUCGCAAGUAUUUUUGGUUUACCUUACGCCCAACAAGUUUCAGAAUAUUUCACGCAAAUACUGACAAGUUUUGAAAAAGAAAUUUUACCGUACUCCUUUAGAUAUAACGCUGUUUCUCGACAACAACUUAUAGCGAACACCAGUGAUAAUGCAAAAAAAUUAUUAAAUGUCAAUGAAAAUCAGCUUAUACUAAUUGUAGAUGAUACAUAUGUACGACACCAGAAAAGUAAAAAUAAUUAUUUUCAAAGGAGAUCGUACUCAGGACAAAAGAAAACACACUUAUGUAAGCCAUUUGCAAUAUGUACGACAAAUGGUUUUGUCCUUGAUUUUGCUGGACCUUUUUCUGGAACUCUAAAUGAUGCUACAAUUAUGAAAGUUGUUUUAGAGAAUCCUUCAGGCUUAAAAAAACUUCUGUUACCCAAUGAUAUAUUUAUUGUAGAUCGCGGAUUUAGAGAUGUCGUAGAGUUUUUGAAUGACAAGGGUUUCAACGUUCUUAUGCCGGCUUUUAAAGGUAAUAAACUUCAACUCAGUACAGAAGAAGCUAAUAUAUCGAGAAAUAUAACGAAAAUCAGGUGGGUAGUAGAAGCUGUUCACGGUAAUAUUGCCCAAAAGUAUAAACUUUUACAUUAUUCUUUUGAUAAUAAGAUGUUGCCAAAGCUGGAACUGCUAUGUAAAACUAUUGGUUUUCUGCACAACACUUAUGAGAAAAGACUUCAUUCGGAUAGUAGUUUAAGUAACAUUAUAGUACAAUAUAUGAAAAGUAGAAUGGACAUAGAAAAUACUUUGAGUCAAGAAGUACAAAGUCAACAUUGGAACCGAAAAAAAAAUACACUGAAAUGUUUAACGGCAUCUGAACUACUUGACUUUCCACGUUUAACUGAAGAUCAGCUCAAGAUUUUAUUCACAGGCUCAUAUCAGUUUUCACAAGCUAUAUCUUACUUGGCCGAAAUAAUGGACGAUCAAAAUAAUCUCUCAGUACAAUAUGUGAAAUCAGCACCUAAUUUCAUCAAAGCAGAAGUAAAAUCAAGACAUAUAAAUAGAAAAGUCUAUCGAAUUUACAUCCACUAUAUUCCGAAAGGUAAUGACUACAAUAGUAUUCUUCGUUAUUGCUGUGAUUGCCCUAAUUGCAAACGUACAGUGGGAUGCUGUUCUCAUGUAGCAGCGAUUAUUUAUUAUCUAUCAUAUGGACGAUAUUUGUCCAGAAUCGUACGUCCUGCUGAGGUCCUAACUAAGUUAUUUGCAACUCAAAGUGUUCCGAUUGUAAUUAAUUACAACAGUGAUGAUAAUUAA